CACCCGCGGGACGGGCCGCCGGCGGGGCCGGGCCUGGCUCCUUCUGCCUCAGUGCGGAGCCGCUGCCGGGGCGUGCGCGGCCGCCGCGGAACCUCCCCGGCCACGUCCUCGCUGCUGCUGCCGCUGCCGCCGGGCCGGGGGUCAUGGGCCGCCCGCGGGCCGCUCCGCGACUCCGGCUGCUGCCGCUCCUGGCGCUGCUGGCGCUGCUGGCGCCCCGCGCCCGCGCCUGGGACAGCGGCGACCUGGAGCUCUUCGACCUGGUGGAGGAGGUGCCGCGGAACUUCUAUGACUUCCUGGGGGUGCAGCAGGAGGCUUCAUCUGCAGACAUUCGGAAAGCAUAUCGAAAGCUUUCACUAAUUUUACACCCAGACAAGAAUAAAGAUGAAAACGCAGAAACACAGUUUAGGCAAUUGGUGGCCAUCUAUGAGGUUUUAAAGGAUGAACAAAGGAGGCAGAGGUAUGAUGAUAUUCUGAUCAAUGGACUACCAGAUUGGCGACAGCCUGUAUUCUACUACAGGCGGGUGAGAAAAAUGAGCAAUGCUGAGCUGGCAUUACUCUUGUUCAUUAUACUCACAGUGGGUCAUUAUGCUGUGGUUUGGUCAAUCUACCUGGAAAAACAGCUGGAUGAACUGCUUAGCAGAAAAAAGAGGGAGAAGAAGAAAAAAACAGGCGGCAGGAGUACAGAUGACGCCAAACUUGCUGUUCUAGACAAAAACGAAAGAGUACUGGACAGACCACAGUGGCAUGACUUACUUCCAUGCAAGCUGGGAAUAUGGUUCUGUCUCACUGUGAAAGCUUUACCUCAGCUAUUCCAGGAUGCCAGACAAUUAUAUGUAGAAUAUAAAGAAACAAAAAUGAAGGCGAGAGAAGAUGCCCUGGCUAAGGCUGAACUUGAAACACUUCAGAAGGAGAAGAAGUCUAAAGUCAAGAAACCAAAAUCUGAAUUUCCUAUAUACACGGUUCUGGAGUCAAGUGCAUACAUACCAUCAUAUGAUCAUGGAGCUUCAAUUGAAGAGAUUGAGGAGCAGAUGGAUGAUUGGUUGGGAGGCAGGAACAGAACACAAAAAAAGAAGGCACCUGAAUGGACAGAGGAGGACCUCAGCCAGCUGACAAGAAGUAUGGUUAAGUUCCCAGGGGGGACCCCAGGUCGAUGGGAAAAGAUUGCUCACGAAUUGGGUCGAUCAGUGGCAGAUGUUACCAUGAAAGCCAAACAACUGAAGGAUUCUGUUACACAUACACCAGGUAUUAUUAGGCUCUCUGAACUUAAAACACUGGCCCAGAAUUCCAAGAAUGUCAAAGUCAACGUGAAUUUGCCAGACCACAUAAUCACCCAGCGAGAAAGGGAGGAGGAAGAGGAAGAGGGGAACUACGAUCAUAUCCCAGAGCAGAUGGAUAUCCAAAUAGAUCAAAAGGAGACCACUGCAAGUGAAACUAGACACCGCAAACGAAAGGUUGUCAAAGCACCUGAAAUGUCUCUACCAGCAACGAAAGAGGUACCAGAAGAGAAGGGCAGAGGAAGACGCCAGAAAGAUUUUGAUAACGCUGAGCAAGAGGAAGAGAGUGAUGAUGAGAGCAGAAAAAGAGAGAAAAGCCGUGUCCCAGAAGAACUGUGGAUUCAAAAUCAACAGAAACUUCUUGAAAUGGCCUUGCAGCAGUAUCCAAAGGGAACCACAGAUCGCUGGGAUAAAAUAGCAAAAUGUGUUCCUGGAAAAAGCAAGGAGGAGUGUAUAGCAAGAUACAAGUUGCUUGUUGAACUGGUACAAAAGAAAAAAAUGGCUAAAAGCUGAAUAUUUGAGCAGAAGAGAUGUAGCUCAUCUUUGUCAAAAUGGGGUUUUAAAUCUCAUGUGCAGGAAACUGCAUUUUUGUACCUCAGUAUUUCUAUACGUCAUGUGCCUUAGUAAAAGAAAAUAUUAAUAAAUCUUAUGCCAUCUUA
Molecule: messenger RNA, 1933 nt
Organism: Tyto alba (common barn owl)
Lineage: Eukaryota; Metazoa; Chordata; Aves; Strigiformes; Tytonidae
Gene: DNAJC1
Product: DnaJ heat shock protein family (Hsp40) member C1
Exons: 12
Coding region: 144-1787 (547 amino acids)
Cellular component (GO): endomembrane system
Source: RefSeq, a predicted model, not a curated record